Messenger RNA from Guillardia theta CCMP2712, 1071 nucleotides. RefSeq lists its product as hypothetical. Bases 1 to 1071 code for a protein of 356 amino acids. Lineage: Eukaryota; Cryptophyceae; Pyrenomonadales; Geminigeraceae. The transcript is spliced from 6 exons. The record is from RefSeq and is a predicted model, not a curated record. Gene Ontology annotation, molecular function: oxidoreductase activity.
AUGCGAUACAAUAAGCUAGGAGACUCUGAUUUGAUCGUCUCAGAAGUAUGCCUUGGUACCAUGACCUGGGGGAAGCAGAACACGGAAGAAGAGGCUAUUCAGCAGUUGAAUACGGCUUUCGACGACUUCGGGGUUAAUUUCAUUGACACAGCAGAGGGGUAUCCCAUCCCUCUGCAGCCAGAAACUUCGGGGGCAACCGACAUUAUCAUCGGCAAGUGGAUGAAGCAACGGCCUCGUGAUCAAGUCAUCCUUGCCACAAAGGUGUGCGGAAAAUCGUCUCGUCUGAAAUGGUUUCGAGACGAUGGUCAGGGAACACGAGUGACAAAGAAACAAGUGGUGGAGAGCGUUGAGAAGUCUUUGAAGCGUUUACAGACGGACUACAUCGACUUGCUUCAGAUUCACUGGCCUGAUCGCUAUGUCCCGCUCUUUGGUCCCAACAAAUAUGAUAUCACCUUAGAGACACCAGCAGUUCCCUUCGAGGAGCAACUGGAGGCGAUGAACGAGCUUAUUCAGCAGGGGAAGAUUCGUCAUUGGGGCCUUUCCAACGAAACGCCAUUUGGUGUCAUGGCUUUUGUCUCUCUUGCUCUGGAGCAGGGGAUGGCAAAACCUGUAUCUGUGCAGAACAGCUACUCGCUGUUGACCAGGGAGUUCGAAGCUGGAUUGGCAGAGGUUUGCUCUCCAUCUCAUACCAACACAGCCCUCAUCCCAUACUCUCCCUUGUCUGCUGGGGUCUUGACAGGAAAGUACGACGGGGACAACUCAAAUUGCCGUCUGAACCUCCUCAAGGGCUACAGGGCUCGUUACGAGAGCUCAUCUGCUCCUUCAGCUGUUCAGCAAUACUGCAAGAUCGCUGCGAAGUAUGGCCUUACUCCAACUCAGCUUGCCCUCUCCUUCGUCGCCUCCCGCCCCUUCGUGCCGUCCACUUUGAUUGGUUCCACUUCCCAAGAGCAGCUGCUUGAGAACCUCAACUCGUUCCAGUAUGAGUUCACCAAGGAGAUGCUGGAGGACAUCGAGCGGGUCCAUAUGGCCUGCCCUGACCCUUGGAGAACACCCCAGCCUGGAGGAGGAUAA